Sapajus apella (tufted capuchin) is the source of this 4152-nucleotide messenger RNA. Its product is annotated as olfactory receptor 1030-like. The coding region runs from base 239 to 1174 and encodes 311 amino acids. Gene Ontology annotation, biological process: G protein-coupled receptor signaling pathway; sensory perception of smell. Gene Ontology annotation, cellular component: membrane. The transcript is spliced from 2 exons. The record is from RefSeq and is a predicted model, not a curated record. Gene Ontology annotation, molecular function: olfactory receptor activity; G protein-coupled receptor activity; odorant binding. NCBI's taxonomy places the organism in Eukaryota, Metazoa, Chordata, Mammalia, Primates, Cebidae.
UCAGAGAAACUCUGUAUAAACUGUUCCCUUGGUACUCAUGAAGCUCUGGAAUCACAAGAGAUAACAGACUCAUUGCACUUUAACUUUAUAAAUACUCACAGUUUGUGUGGAGCACAAAAACCAAGCUCUCCAGUCAGAUAUGAAAAAGCCAGUUUGUCUGACUGGAAAUGCACAAGGUGGAUGCUUCCAGAACCAGGAUUGACUCACUGUCCAAACAGGCGCUUGCAGGCAAAAGAACAUGGCAAAAGGCAAUCGUACCACAGUGACCGAAUUUGUCCUCAUGGGAUUUACAGACCGUCCUGAGCUGCAGCUCCCUCUCUUUGUGGUGUUCCUGGUCAUUUAUCUCAUCACCCUGGUGGGAAACCUUGGCAUAAUCCUGCUCAUCAAAGCAGACUCACGGCUCCACACCCCCAUGUACUACUUCCUCAGUCACCUGGCAUUCAUUGAUCUUUGUUACUCAUCUUCCAUUGCGCCCAAGAUACUGCAAAAUUUAUUGGUGAAGAAAAAAACCAUCUCCUUUUCAGGCUGUUUUGCUCAGCUGUACUUCUCCGGUGCUUUUGCCACUACAGAAUGCUUCCUCUUGGCCACAAUGGCCUAUGACCGCUACAUGGCCAUCUGCUACCCCCUCAUUUACACAGCCAUUAUGACGCAGCGGGUCUGCAGGGAGUUGGUGAUAGGGGUCUAUACCUACGGCUUCCUAAACUCUGUGAUACAGACAGCUCUGACGUUCCAGCUGUCCUUCUGCGACUCCAACGUCAUCCACCACUUCUACUGUGCUGACCCCCCUCUCCUGGCCCUCUCCUGCUCUGACACUUACAACAAAGAAAAGCAGCUCGUGAUCCUUUCUGCAGUGAAUCUCUCUGGGUCCCUCCUGACCAUCUUCAUCUCCUACAUUUGCAUCCUCUUUUCCAUUAUAAAAAUCCAGUCUUCCAAGGGCAAGUGCAAAGCAUUUUCCACCUGUGCUUCCCACCUCACUGUGGUCACCAUCUUUUAUGGGACAUUGUUUUUCAUGUAUCUGUGGCAACCAAAAGUGGGGAAUUCAUGGAAGCAAAACAAAGUAGUCUCUGUGUUUUAUAGUCUUGUAAUUCCCAUGCUUAACCCUCUGAUAUACAGCCUGAGAAACACAGAAGUAAAGGAUGCCCUAAAAAAAAUGUUAGAGGACAAAGAGUUGUAGCGAGUGAGUUAACGGAAUACAGCAUAUUGAAAGUUUGAUAUAUUGACAAGUAUACUCUCUCUAAUUAAGUUUAGAUUUAGUAGUCCAAUCAGGAAGCAAUUUGGGAAGUAAUCCAAUUUGGGAAUUUUAAUGACCAAAGUACUGGGCCACUUAUUUAACAUAGUAAUAUUGAAUCCAGUUAUCAUGAACUAUCAAAAUUGACUUACAAGCUAGAAUGUCAAUAACUCUGUCCUUCAUAUGCUGAAGAAGAAAUGGUUUACUACCAAUUAAAUAGUAAUAUAAGCUCUAAAUUCAAAAAGAUCCUGAAAAGCAACAUUCUGGGUGAAACUAUAAUUUAACAAAACUAGGUACAAAACCUACAUAUAAAAAUCUGUUAUUAGAAAGACUUUUCAGUUUACAAUGUGAAAAAUGUACUGUAUUGUAUUGUAAAGAGUCAUUGAUUAGUCUUAGAAUAUAUUUCUUCAUAACACUUUGCUACAGACGGUGAUUAAGUUUCAAGACCCACUCACAAAAACGUUAUUUAAUCCAAAGGUAGUUGAAAUACUGUAUGCUUUAAAUAAACAAUAGAAAAUAUAGUAUUGCAGCAAUAGUAGGGGGAGAAAAGAACAAAAAAAAACCUGUGAUGCAAUUAGAUGUGGAGUUUGUUUAGAAAAGAAAGCUUAAUUAAAAGAGAUGAAGAGAAGGUUUAGGAAACUUUUAGAGAUGUUAAAAACAGUCAUUUUUUCAACAGUCAGUUCAAUUUUUCUAGUCUCUGGAAAGUGGAGCCACAGUGAGUUUUUUGGGAGGGGGUGAGGGUUUAGUAAGGAGAAAAAGGAAUGUAAAGAGGGAGAGUUUGGGGAGGUAAUCAGGCCUGGGUAUAUGUGAAUGUUUCUAAGAAAUAAAAUUAUUGCCUUAAUUAAUUUGAAUGAUCUAGAGAAAUACUUUAGUUUUGCAACAGCUUCCACGUUCUUUAUUUUUGUUUUCACAGAUCCGACAUUCCAAUUUCUUGGAAAUAAGGCUAUAUAAAUUCUUGCUGUUUUGGGGGAUAGGUGAAAGAAAAAUCUCUAAUUUCUUUUGUUUAGGCAAAAAUAUGAGCAUUCUGUGGUUUUUCCAAGCUCAAUUCUAAUACUUCUUUCAAAAUAAUUGUUAAUGCAAACAAAUCUGCCAUAAAAAUUUUUAUGUUCCUCCUAUUUUCAAAAGUGAUUACUAUUAAGUAAUUUUUAAUGGUUCAUAAAAUAUACUACUAAUUAAUUACAAGUAAGUUUUAAAUUAAUCAAAAACUAAGAGGUCCCUGUUGUUCCGACAUUAACUCUGCAGAUAAUAAUAUGGGAUCUCCAUUUUAUUGUUGCUUAUAAUCAGAUUAUUUAGAAAAAUAAAAAGAGUUAAAUAUUUACAACUCCUCUUAUUUGGCAGAAAGCCUUUCCGGAAAGUUGAGGUAUAAGUUGUUUCGCUAAGCACUUGAAAAUGGAGCGUUAGCUAUGGUGAAAAAGGAGGACACUAGCAGGAAAAAGGAACAGAGAGAAGAAAGGCAAGAAUCGAGCCAGAGAGAGAGGAGAGGUUUCACAGGUAGGUAAUGAGCAACAGGGGAACAGGCAAAGUGGAAAGGAUAAUGCUGAGGGAUUAUAAGAGCCUGGGCAUUAGACAUGAGCUCCCCCUUGAGACCAGGCAAAUUAUCUUCUUCACUUUGUACCCCAGCCCCUACAGCAGUUCCUGGCAUAAAAGAGAUGCAUCAUAACUGUUUGCUGAACUGAAUUGGACUCUUUUGUGUUUAUUCCUAAUUCCCAUGGCUGGGUGGACAUAGUGCCCAGCAAUAGUCCUGCGAUGUGGAAGUGACAGAAAAAAGGAAGCUAGUGGGGUUAUGACCGCAAAACUGUGAAACUAACAUCCAUGAGGUGGGGAGACAUACAAAGGCAACAAUGCAAACUGACCAGGGAAAGAGAUGCAUUUAGGAAGUUGGUACAUUGGGAAGAUGGCACGAGCUGGAGCUAUUGACAGACUAUAACCAUCAAGGGACCAAUGCUGCAGAACAAGGUUGCUGCUAACUGAGAUAAAGAUGAGCAUGGAUCAAUAUCUAGAUGGAAAAUUGUGCUUUCAAUCAAAAGCUAUGUCUAUUUCUUAAACUUAUUUCUCAAACUCCCCAUGUUGGUUUAAUUUGGAGGGCAAAAAAUAACCACUCACUAGAUAUCACAUGUUUAAAUACAUGCCUAUCAGCAAACGAAUUCUAUUCAUGUUUUAAAAGAGAUAUUUGGUCUAAAAAUUUCAUCAGUUUUCAGUUCUUUUCAAAGAAACCUGAAGAAAAUGUCACAAGACCUCUCCAUAAUAGCUUCCCAGCUGUUGAAUUUGUACACUUUGCUCAACGUGCUUCCUUAAUUACUCUGUAAAACAAAGCAGAAAAUUGAGAAUAUUGUAUUCAUGGAUUGCGAAGGAUAUAAAUCUAUAUUUUACUAAAUUUCCCAAAAACUUGAAAAGCAAAUAGGUAUUAGAAAAGGUCAGACUCAGCUAAUUUUUGAGCUAAGAAUUCCCAUUUUCUUUUCCCAUUGAGAUUCAGCCUUAUAAAUUUAUCUCCGUGACUCUGGCCAUAUAAAGUAAGAAAAGUCUCAAGUGAGGAAUUCUCAAAUUAAUUAUUUUCAUUAAAAAAUAGAGUACUAUAUACAUGUGUAGUAUUAAUAUGAUAAUAUGUAAGCCACAAGAGAGACAAAUAUAAUCAUACACAUUUGUUUUCUUAUAAAGUGAGGCUGUUUCAGUCAGUACAUAUAAUAAUUACACUAAUUCCUCAGCCCAAAGUAAAUAGCUUCUGAAUUUGUAAAUGUUACCAAAAUAGUGAAAGAUUUAUCAGAAUUUAAAAGCGUAACAUUUUAUUGAAAGUGAAAAUAAACUAUUCUCAUGUGCAAACCGCGUAUUUAUCUUCCUUAUGGUAAUCCUAAAACUGAAUGUUAUUUUUCAGCAUUCACCACUUAGACUUUUCAUUAACAAAUCUGAUAUGUAUCUGAAAUACUUAU